Messenger RNA from Neocloeon triangulifer, 1450 nucleotides. Its product is annotated as epidermal retinol dehydrogenase 2-like. The coding region runs from base 165 to 1307 and encodes 380 amino acids. The record is from RefSeq and is a predicted model, not a curated record. The transcript has 7 exons. Gene Ontology annotation, molecular function: oxidoreductase activity, acting on the CH-OH group of donors, NAD or NADP as acceptor. Gene Ontology annotation, cellular component: lipid droplet. Lineage: Eukaryota; Metazoa; Arthropoda; Insecta; Ephemeroptera; Baetidae.
AGCCGCAUUCUCGCCGGCGCACACCGCCUCCAGUGUUACUAACAGUCAGCGAGUGUCCGUCAGUCGCACUCCUCGCUCCAAGCAUGCUGCACACCAACGACGGCGGCUCCGCUUUCCAUUGCUUAAUAUCUUCUGUUCAUUCCAUUUGAUACACUAUAAAAGACAUGGUGCUCAUCGCGAUCUACUCAUUAUUCGUCGUUGUGCUGGAUUUAUUCGCCCUCCAGUUCAAGCUCAUUUUUUCAAUCAUCCACACAAUCUUCAGAAUUGUUCGGCCGCCAAAGGAAAAAUCUUUGAAAGACGAGAACAUUCUGAUAACCGGCGCCGGUCAUGGAAUUGGGCGCGAACUGGCGCUCCAGUUAGCAGGCCUUGGUGGCCGCUUGGCCCUGUGGGACAUCGACGCGGCCAGGUGUGAGGAAACGGCCAAAGAGGUCAGAGCAAAGGGUGGCAGGGCGGUCCACUACUCUUGCGACAUAUCGGACCGGACGCAUGUGCUCGAGACUGCUGCUAAAGUGCGCCGAGAAGUCGGUGUCAUUGGACUGAUCAUAAAUAAUGCGGGAAUAGUUCCUAUUCAUCCCGUGCUCGACCACAACCCUCAACAAAUCAAGCGCGUCUUUGAAAUAAACGUCAUCAGUCACUUUUGGAUAUUGGAGGCGUUCUUGCCCGACAUGAUUGCAAACAACCACGGCCACGUUUGUGCCAUCGGCUCCAUGACCUCUCUAGUCGGAUCGGCCAAUUUGGUGCCAUACAGUGCGACCAAAUUUGCCGUCAGAGGUCUGAUGCAGGCGUUGGGCUCGGAGCUUCGGGAAGACGCACGCCGUCCCAACAUUCACCUGACGACCGUGCACCCGUUCAUUGUGAACACCGGCCAGGUGCAGCGACCUCGUCUUCGCUUCCCUCGUCUCUUGGGAGUUCAAAGACCCGAGUACGCCGCCCAAGAGAUCAUCAAAGCGAUCCGCCGCAACGAGAGGGAGGCCAGCGUGCCCGGCUGGCUGCUGCCCCUGCACAACAUUGUUCGGUCCCUGCCCCUGGAAACAUUCAGCCUGCUCAAAGACUUCAUGGACUCUGGAGCCGAAGCCCAUGACGCAGCGUGGCGCGGUGACGCACUCCGCCCGCACAUUGUGCGCCAACACUCGACGCCAGCCCUCAUCGGUAACAACUCAGCCAGCAAACACCUCCACAAAAACGGAUUCCACAGACCGAUUCUUAAUCUCAGGAAUCAACAGUCGCGCUUCAUGAUGAACGAUUUGGGGCUGCACGGCAACAGCAUCAUCAAUAACAAGGAAAUAAUCACAGAGCCCGCCAAGUAGUGAUCAGAAAUUGUUAAUUGUUGUACAAAAGCGCGCCACGAAAAUUGAUUGAUAUUGCUUACGCAGGGACUGCAAACUUUAUGAAAUAAUAAACUGUACAGUGCAUUCUUUUUUUCUAAUAAAUAUAACCGUGAGUUUUAGUA